ACUCACGAGCAAAGCAAAGGCUCCAAACUUACUCGUCGCCCUCAAAAACCACGCUAAUCAGUGCCAAAACGCAAAUAACGCGAGGGAGAAGAAGAGACAGAAACAGUAAGGGUUUGACUGUUUGGCUAACGUCAUGGCGUCGACCUCUCCGCGCCGCUCCUCUGGCGGGGACUCAGCUUCCCCGUCCGCACCCCUCAUCCCCUCGCCGCCGACCUCCCCGGCAUCCGGCCCCUCCGGUGGCCCGCUAGGGCGGCUCACGAGCCUCCGCGGCGCGGCGCGGUUCAUCCGCCGCACGGGGAGCCGGCGCCUGAUGAGGGAGCCCUCCGUGGCGGUGCGGGAGACGGCCGCCGAGCACCUCGAGGAGCGCCAGACCGACUGGGCCUACUCGAAGCCCGUCGUCGUGCUCGACAUGCUCUGGAACCUCGCCUUCGUCGCCGUCGCCGCGGCCGUACUCGCCGCAUCGGUGGGCGAGCGGCCCACCGUGCCGCUCCGUGUCUGGAUCGUAGGCUACGUGCUCCAGUGCCUCCUCCACGUACUCAGCGUCACCGUCGAGUACAGGCGUCGACGCAGGAACGCGGACCAGGAGGGAGCGGGUGAUGAGGAUUUAAAGCUCAGUAUUGUGAAGCACUUGGAGUCUGCAAACACGAUGUUUUCCUUCAUAUGGUGGAUUGUUGGGUUCUAUUGGGUGUCUGCAGGUGGUAAAGCUUUAUCACAUGAUGCUCCUCAGCUUUAUUGGCUGUCAAUUGUUUUUCUGGCGUUUGAUGUUUUCUUUGUGGUCUUCUGUGUUGCCUUGGCUUGUGUGAUUGGAAUCGCUGUUUGUUGCUGCCUUCCCUGCAUUAUUGCUAUCUUAUAUGCUGUAACUGAUCAGCAGGAGGGAGCAUCUGAAGAUGACAUAAACAACCUAUCCAAAUUCAAAUUUCAGACAAUGAGUGAUGCAGACAAGCUAGCUGCUGGCAUUGCAGCACCUGUGGGUGGAGUGAUGACAGAGUGUGGUACCAAUCCUCCUGUCGAACAUAUUCUCUCAGCUGAGGAUGCAGAGUGCUGUAUCUGCCUAUGCCCGUAUGAAGAUGGCGUGGAACUACGUGAGCUUCCUUGCAACCACCAUUUUCACUGCAGCUGCAUUGACAAGUGGCUUCACAUAAAUGCUACAUGCCCAUUGUGCAAGUUCGACAUCAUCAAGAGCAACCGUGACAUAGAAGAGGUCUAGGUCACUAAGGAAAAAACGCCGCAAAACUUUUCGUCAUGUCUCUGCUGUGUUCUUCAGUACUACCGCUACCACAUUUGCGAUCCUGAGUUGUGAUUACCGGUCCUUUAGGUGAUGCACAAAUGGUACUCGUGAAUAUUCUUUUUAUUAGCAGUUUUCUGCAGGGCCUGUACAUUCUCUUUCUGCUCGAUCCGAUUGCAUUGCAGAUUGAUUUGUAAAUGAGUACAUGGUCACGUUGAACCUUGAAAGCAGUCAAUCAUUUCAAAAAUGGUUUAUGAAUUGGAAGCUAGUAUACAGGC
Molecule: messenger RNA, 1503 nt
Organism: Zea mays
Lineage: Eukaryota; Viridiplantae; Streptophyta; Magnoliopsida; Poales; Poaceae
Product: protein binding protein
Exons: 5
Coding region: 134-1207 (357 amino acids)
Biological process (GO): protein ubiquitination; ubiquitin-dependent protein catabolic process
Cellular component (GO): plant-type vacuole
Molecular function (GO): ubiquitin protein ligase activity
Source: RefSeq, a predicted model, not a curated record